UCGGAUGCAUCACUCAGCCGGAGAUGGUAUCUGCACCUAUCCAGCUCCGCUGAAGUUCCUGCGAAGAAGGGUUUCCCUUGUAAGUUAUAGAUACGCACCUGCAUGCUGAAGAUUGGGUCUCGCUAGUUCAAAUCUCAAACCUCGACUAUGGACAUCAAGAACUCACUACAUGUCCCUUUUGCCGGCCUACAUGUGCCAAGCCUGAUAUCUAAGGCUAUAUCGACCAUCCUUGAGGUACCGGAAUCGCAUGUAUUGGACGACAGCAACUUUAUCGCUCUAGGGGGCGAUUCCCUAUCAGCCAUCAAGGUUGCCGCACAUUGUCACAAAAAUGGACUCUUGCUCCCCACAGGCGCCAUACUUCGUGCGAAGCGGCUCGAUGAGCUGGUAUCACUGGCAGCUCCAGCACCGAUAACAGCGCCCCCUACACCAGACCCCUAUGCGGCGAUCGACUUCUCUUCGCCAGAGCUUGGUUCAGAUCAUGUGAACAUAACGCCAGCGAAGGCCCUGGACGGCUCUGCGCAUGACAUAAUCACUGCAGAGGAUAUCCUAAAUGGGCAUCAUAAUGAGAGCCUAACAGAGUUGCAACUCUUGUUAUUACGCGGAAGCUUACGAACCCCUUCUCUUAAUGUCCUUACCAUCCAGGACGCGUUCAAAGGCCAGAGCUUAGAGGCCAUCAAACUUGCGUGGGAGCGUGUUGUGCAGUCUGAACCCAUAUUUUCAGAACUGUUGCAGGGAAUGGCUGUCGCACCAAAUGCCCUUUUUCGAUGGCGAGAGUUGCAUGUCCCGGACGAAGAAGCGUUCGACGAGCAGAUGAGCCGACAACCGGAAGUCGACGGAUCUAUUUCAUCGUUCGACAUAGUGACGAUCGAUGGACCGAUUGGAGCAGAGCCUAACAAGAUUAUCACAGUCUGGAGGGUCCACCACGCGUUCAUCGACGGCUAUUCCAUCCAGCUCAUUCGAAACAAAGUCCGCGACGUUCUGAGAGGCGAGGAGAUCCGCGCAGGCCCCCACUUUGGCGCUAUAGUGAGGCAGAUCAAAGAUAUACAGAUGUCUAAUAAAGACGCAGCACGCGAGUUCUGGGACAAACAGCACGAGCAGUUCGCAUCAGCAGCCCGUCAACUGGUUCUAUCACCGCAGCGGCUUUCAGGAACACAGCCCGGCCGAACGGAAAGCUUGACAGUACAGUUUCCUGACGAAAGUCUGUUAGCGAUUAGCAAGGCAAAUGGCUUCACACCUGCAGCUUAUUACUCGGCAGCUUGGGCGUUGACCUUGAGCAAGUAUACGAACAGCAACCAAGUUUGCUUUGGCAUCGUUAUGUCAGGGCGAGACUUGCCCGUCGACGGAAUAUUCGAAGUGGUUGGGCCUUUGAUCAAUACUCUGCCAUUGUUUGUCGCUGUUGAUGCGGCCUUGAAUGCUCAGUCAUUAGUACAUGACGUCUCUCAGAAGAUGCAAGAUCUGAAUCAGUUUUCGUCGUCCAGCAUCGAAGAUGGGGUCGAUCGUCAAUUCUCAUCUGUCCUUGCCAUGCAAUUUAGCAAUGAUGAUGAGGCAUCAGACUUCACCGACAGUCCUGCUCCGCGGAAGUUUGAGAUGGAAUCGGACAUUCCUCUGUCCAUCAUCGUCGAAGGACAUGGUCAAGUUCGGCUCAUCUUCAAUUCGAGCUACUAUGAGUGGAAUGACAUGAAGCUCUUAGGCGAGGUCUAUUUGAAAAGCAUGCACGCACUUCUCAAGACCAGUAACCCCCUGCUGAGCUGCCUUGACAGCCUGCUUCCUGCCAGAGCGGUCAAGAACGUAAUGGAGUGGAGCAAUUGCUUCUCUGUAGAGACGUUUGAUGAUUCGAAACAUGAAGACUUGGUGACGCUCUUUGAAAAGGCAGUUGAAAGCAACCCAGAAGGCAUAGCGAUCGCACGAGGUCGCGUAGAAUUGACGUAUCGUGAAUUUGACCAGGCUGCAGGCGCUGUGGCACAUACGCUUGCUUUUAUCGAACCGGAGGAAUGCGUUUGCGUGUAUGCAGAUCGAUCCAUCAACUGGCUGAUUGCCAUAUAUGGGAUCCUGAAGGCGAAAGGAGUUUAUACGCCACUUGAUCCUUCGGCGCCAGCAGAACUGCGAGGAAUGAACCUGAAGCGCAGUGGUGCACGCGUCUUUUUGAUACCCGGACGAGGCAAUGGGGACAUCGAAUAUGUUAAAAAUAGUCCUACGAGUCCCGAAGACGCGCCGGCGCCUCAGCUCCUAUAUAUUGAUGAGAUUCUCUCGUCCGUAACACCGACAGACACAUGCAAUGUCCAAGCCUACAACCGCAGUGUCGUCAGUGGACAGCCAUUCGCUAGGCGACGCUCGCCUCAACCAGACCGUCUCGCUUAUGUGUGCUUCACCUCUGGCUCCACAGGUCAGCCCAAAGCUGUCCGAUGCACUCACAAGGGCCUCGUCGCCUUCCAAAAAGAUGAACAAGUGCGCCUUUUCGCCGCUCCUGGGGUGACUGUGGCCCAGGUCAUGUCCCCUGUCUUUGAUGGAAGUAUCCACGAGAUCUUCUCUGCCCUGAGCUAUGGUGCGACGCUAAGACUUGCUCCAAUCAAUGCCGAAGAUCCAUUUGGGCACUUGCGUGAAAGUCAAUCUACAAUCCUGACUCCGUCAAUUGCAAAAGUACUGGAGCCUCACGACUUUCCUAGUCUCCAAAAUGUAUAUCUCGUCGGCGAACAAGUGCCGCAAUCCGUCUGCAACACAUGGGGCAAGAAGCUAUCUUUGUAUAAUAUGUAUGGACCCACAGAGGCUACAUGCGGGGCAACAAUCAAACGACUACUCCCAGACCAAUGCGUAAACUUAGGGCAUCCCAAUCCCUCUUCGCGGCUCUAUAUCCUGGACCGCAACUUGCAAGUCUUACCUCCCGGUGCUGUUGGCGAGGUAUUCUUGGCUGGUGUACAGGUCUCGAAGGGAUAUAUUGGUCUACCUGAGCAAAAUGCAGCUCGGUUUCUCCUCGACGCAGUUUUGCCUGAGAGUAAUGAAAAAAUGUAUCGAACAGGGGACCUGGGAUAUUUCGAACCUGCGACUGGUGAGAUUCAUUUAUUAGGCCGCAACGAUCGUCAGAUCAAGCUGCGCGGUUACCGACUUGAUUUACAUGAUCUCGAGGUUAGAGCAGCGAGAGUGCUUCCAAUGUGCGAUGGCGUUGCUAUCUUUCAACGCAAGGAUUAUCUGAUCGCUGCCAUUCGGACUACCACUGCCACCGUAGCAUCGAUUAAGUCGAAUCUCGCAAAGGAACUGCCUCCUUACGCCAUGCCGAGACAUAUUAUUCGCCUCAAGAACUUCCCUCUUACCUCUGCUGGCAAACUUGACUACAAAGCUCUUGAUUUGCUGGAACAAAAGGAGCGAACGACACUAGGGUCGACUGUCCUCACACCCACAGAAAAGAUCAUCGCAGACGUAUGGCGCAUCGUCCUCAAGAUGGAUCGAGACAUUCAAAUACACAAGGACUCCAAUUUCCUUUCACUGGGUGGACAUUCCAUCUUACAGCUUCAGCUCGCCAGUCGCUUGUCUUCAGUACUCAGGCAACGUGUCAAUAUCCGGAGCGUCAUCCAGAACCCAGUCUUAUCCGAUAUGGCGAGGGUCAUUAUGGGUAAAGGUGCACGUCGCUUGUCCAAAUCUCAUAAUGGGUCAGUUUCCGCGAGACUUGGACAAAGUAGCGUGUCCCCCAUCGAGCGUGACUGGUUCAUGAAGUACCAGGCUGAUCUGGGAUCCUCAGCAUUCAAUGUUUCCUACCUUUGUGACCUCGACGAUUCAAAACUUGAUCGAGACUGCCUUAUCACGGCUUUCAAUACUGUUCUAUCCAGGUAUGACAUUCUUCGAUCAAUGUUCAGGCAGAGAGGAAACGUUGUCCAACGUUUGCUAUUCGAGAAGCCGCCCCAGGUUUUGGCCGUAGAUUCCUUCCUCUUGCGAAAAGCCAUCAACACCGAGUUCGAUCUCUCAAGCGACUAUCCGAUUCGCGUACUGGUGGCAGAGAAACAGCUUCUAGUCUGCAUCAGUCACAUAAUCUGCGAUUUGAAGACUCUCGAGGUCCUUCUUCAAGAAGUCGCCGCUUUAUAUAAUGGUGCGGACACGUUACCGCGACCUCAACGCUUCUACUCAGACACAGAGUGGAUGAUGCCCAUAGAAGCGGACUCGGCGGCUUUCUGGUCCCCAUACUUGACUGAUAUCGAGCACCACAAUAAACCCUAUCUCUCACGGCCUCGUACAUCAUACUCCGGCUCGUCAAAAUUAUACAUGCUUCCCAUUGAAUCCAUGUCCAUCCUGCAGGAUCUGCACUCCCGACAAGGCGUCACUUUUCAUCAGACCGCUCUGUCUCUAGUAUAUCUCGCGCUGCAGAUCGAGGGGUCUUCUCACACCGAUAUGGUUCUCGGCGCCCCCUAUCUUGGCCGCUCGGCGGAAGAUCUCAACACAGUCGGCCUUUUCCUUCAGCCUUUCCCCAUUCGUGUCUAUAAGCCGGCCAAGGAGUCAGACGUCGAUUCAUUUGUCCGUUCAGUCCACACGUCUGCGCAAGCAGCACUCGCGCACGCCCUGCCAUGGGACCAACUCCUGCAGGUCCUGCGCCAGAGCUCCGAUGAUUCGCUGCGCGCUGCAGUGUCGGGCUCAGAGCACCCCAACCACGCACUUUUCGACGCCAUGGUUACAUUCCACGACAACCGUGAUAGUCCCAGAUUACCGAUUGAUGGACUACAGCCAGUGCUAUCGUGGGCCGAGGGCGCGAAGUUCGGCAUCAUGUUUGAGUUCUCGGCCAUCAGUGACACAAUCCUCACUUUACGGCUGGAGUAUGACGUUGAUUUGUUCUCUUUCGAGCAGGUUGCCAUCUUAGGAAGAAGGAUCAGUUCUGGAUUAAAUGCAAUGAGGCAGGGAGGGAUGUUAAAGGCAGUGGAGGAAGCAAUGCAUGUUGCAAGUGAGACUGCGGACCUUGUCAGUAUUCCUUUUGGUGAGUCUUUGGCUGCGCUCCAGACUUUGGCCAAAUAAAAAGCGUAAGCAUUGCUGGUGUUGGGUUGGACUAUUGCUAGAUUUAUCAUCUCUGUUUUGACUCAGCUCAAAGUAUUUUCAUCACUACUUCAAAC
Pseudovirgaria hyperparasitica is the source of this 5084-nucleotide messenger RNA. RefSeq names its product BcNRPS1, nonribosomal peptide synthetase. Lineage: Eukaryota; Fungi; Ascomycota; Dothideomycetes; Acrospermales; Acrospermaceae. The transcript is spliced from 3 exons. Gene Ontology annotation, cellular component: cytoplasm. Bases 148 to 4989 code for a protein of 1613 amino acids. Gene Ontology annotation, biological process: secondary metabolite biosynthetic process; amino acid activation for nonribosomal peptide biosynthetic process. Gene Ontology annotation, molecular function: phosphopantetheine binding; catalytic activity. The record is from RefSeq and is a predicted model, not a curated record.